Moneuplotes crassus is the source of this 1210-nucleotide messenger RNA. The record is from the annotation of a GenBank genome assembly. NCBI's taxonomy places the organism in Eukaryota, Ciliophora, Spirotrichea, Euplotida, Euplotidae.
AAAAUAAAGGUACAAUAUUUAUCAUUCAAAUAGCUUAAUUUAAAUGGAGAGCAGUGAUACCCGCGAGUUUAUUACCAAGAGCAUGCAUCCAAGGCUGAGUCAUGGUUAUUGCACUUACCUUAUGCUAGUAGAGAGAGGAAUGACAGUCGAGCAAGCCCAAAAGGAGCUACUUGAGUUUGCUCUUGAAAGAUUCGACGACAACGACUUCUUACUUUACUGUUUGAACUGCUACGACAAGACAUCCCAGAAGUACCUUAGUAAACUUAUCUGCCAAGAGACUCUCUUGGACCUGCUCGAAGACCCCCAAAACCUUGAGUUCAAUCCUGAAGAAGACAUCACCUUGUUAAUGGUAGCUGACACAGAGAAAGGUUUCAAUAAGUUCUGCAGUAAAGGGGAAACCGAGAAUAAAGACAUAUCACAAGAGUUUGAACACAUAGUCCCUUCGGUUAAUUUCUUACCACCAGUAAAUCCUAUUAGAGAGAAAAUUAGAAAGAUGGCUAUUGGGGAUAAGAAGAUUGAGUCUUCGACGAAAGAACGCUCCAGGAUUACUCAAACACAUAGAACGAAGGAAGUGAUUGCUAAGAAGGACCCUUCAAAGGCGGGAACUCAAGGAAAACUUAAUAUGCUCAACUUUCAAAGUAAAACAAAAAUGCCUGCUCCUAAGAACAAUGAGACAAAGAUUGGGGGUAAGAGAAAGAGAGAGGAGAUGGAGAAAAGCCAGACUAAAGAGAUUCAUGUGGUUAAGACUGAGAAAAGAAUUAAGAGCAAGGAAGUUCCUUCGAAAGUUUCCGCACAAAAAGCAAAAUUUGAUUCAAACCUUUACUCUCUAGAAGAGAGUGAUGAUGAGAAGGAUCAUAAGCAAGAGGAUCCUGUACCUGAGACAAGCAGUGAGCCUGAGGAUGUACCUAAGGAAGAUAAUGAAGAUGAAAACCGUAGAUCUGAUAAUGAAAAUGAGCAUCCAAAUAAUAUCACUGAAGAAGAAUCCAUGGAAGUCGACUCUAAGCCUAUGACAAGAACCAUAAAAACAAAAGUGCUUAAAGAAGAAAUUUAUUUUGAUGAAGAAGGGUUUGAGUGCGUUAAACAAGUGGAACAUGAAAUCGAAAAAGAGGUAGAGCUUGUCAAACCUAAAACAUCAAAUCUUGCCAAGAAGAAGCAAACUUAUAAGGCACCAAGUAAAGGACAAUCAUCACUUAAAAGAUUCUUUGGAUAA